Molecule: messenger RNA, 822 nt
Organism: Tinamus guttatus (white-throated tinamou)
Lineage: Eukaryota; Metazoa; Chordata; Aves; Tinamiformes; Tinamidae
Source: RefSeq, a predicted model, not a curated record
CGGCGGCAGGUCUGGGGGACACGGGUGGCAUCAUGCGCCUGCUCUGCGCCCUGCUCAUCCUCCUGCCCGAGGCGGCGGCGUCGCGGACGCGCCGGGAGCUCGCGCCGGGCUUGUACGAGCACGGGGUGUACGACGCGGGCGGCUCGUACUGCGAGCGCGGCGACGUGUGCUGCCGCGGGCGCGACGACGGCUGCACCGUGCCCUACCUCGACACCAUCUGCUACUGCGACCUCUUCUGCAACCGCACCGUCUCCGACUGCUGCCCUGACUUCUGGGAAUACUGCCUGGGCAUCCCGCCGCCCUUCCCCAAGACGCACGGUUGCACCCGCGCCGGCCGCAACUACCCGAGCGGGGCCACGUACCGCGAGAACUGCAACCUGUGCACCUGCAGCCAGGGCGGGCGCUGGGACUGCGAGGACCAUGCCUGUCUCAUGGACCCGGAGCUCAUCACCGCCAUCAACAGCGGCAAUUUCGGGCCCGGCAGUAUCCACGAGCCCCUGGACCAGGGCAACUGUGCCGGCUCCUGGGCCUUCUCUACCGCAGCCGUCGCCUCCGACCGCAUCUCCAUUCACUCCAUGGGGCACAUGACGCCCGCGCUGUCGCCCCAGAACCUGCUCUCCUGUGACACCCGCAACCAGCGCGGCUGCGGCGGCGGGGGGACCCCCAGCCGCUCGCCGGCCCGCGGCAAGCGGCAGGCGACCGCGCACUGCCCCAACCCGCGCGCCCGCGCCAACGACAUCUACCAGGCCACCCCCGCCUACCGCCUCGCGGCCGACGAGAAGGAGAUCAUGAAGGAGCUCAUGGAGAACGGGCCAGUACAAG